AUGUUUGAUGUUAAAUCCAUUAUUCGUCCAAAUAUUUUAACUUUGGAACCAUAUAGAUGUGCAAGAGAUGACUUCAAAACUGGUAUUUUGUUAGAUGCAAAUGAAAAUACUCAUGGUCCCGCAAUCGCUUCCCCAAACGAAUCCGAAUUGAAAUUGGAAUUAAAUAGAUAUCCUGACCCACAUCAACACGAAUUGAAACAACAGAUAAUUGACUUCAGAGAAAAACAUCCUAACAAAUAUGCUACGAAGAAGUUAGAUGUGGAAAAUUUGUGCCUUGGAGUUGGGUCUGAUGAGAGUAUUGAUAUGUUGUUGCGUUGUGUCUGUACUCCAGGGAAAGACAAAAUGUUGAUUUGUCCUCCAACUUACGGGAUGUACUCAAUCUGUGCUACUGUAAAUGAUGUUGCUAUAGAAAAAUUACCAUUAACAAUCCCAGAUUUCCAAAUUGAUAUUGAAGGAAUUCUUGCAAGAGUCAAAUCAGAUAAAAACAUCAAACUUUUGUAUUUGACUUCUCCUGGUAAUCCAACUGGUAAAUUAAUCAAUGUUGAUAGCAUUAUAAAGUUAUUAGAUGAACUGUUGAAGACUUGGCAAGGAUUGAUUGUUGUCGACGAAGCCUAUAUCGACUUUACCGAUGCAGGAUCUUCCAUGUGUACCUUAGUUAACCAAUAUCCAAACUUGGUUGUUUUGCAAACCUUGUCAAAAUCAUUUGGUUUAGCAGGUAUCAGGUUAGGUAUCACUUAUUCAAGUAAAGAGUUGAGUAAGUACCUUAAUGCAAUGAAGUAUCCUUACAAUAUAUCAUCAUUGACUUCCAACAUUGCAUUGAAAGCCACUAGCCAAGGGUUAAGUGUAAUGGAAAAUUACGUUUUUAAAAUAAUCAAACAAAGAGGUUGGGUAUUAGAAAAGUUAUUAUCAUUGAAAUACGUUGGUAGAAAUAUAGGUGGAUUGGAUUCAAACUUUAUUUUGAUUGAAAUAUUGGAUAAAUCUGGAAAACCAUCAAAUGAGGUUGCAAAGAAAUUGUACAACACCUUAGCCACAGAUAAUUCGGUUGUUGUAAGAUUUAGAGGUACUGAGUUGAAUUGUACAGGUGGAUUGAGAAUAUCAAUUGGUACUGAAGAAGAGAAUAAACAGUUGGUUACCAAAUUUGAAGCUGUCUUGAAUGAAAUUAAUAAGUAA
Molecule: messenger RNA, 1170 nt
Organism: Candida tropicalis MYA-3404
Lineage: Eukaryota; Fungi; Ascomycota; Pichiomycetes; Serinales; Debaryomycetaceae
Gene: HIS5
Product: histidinol-phosphate transaminase
Exons: 1
Coding region: 1-1170 (389 amino acids)
Biological process (GO): L-histidine biosynthetic process
Molecular function (GO): pyridoxal phosphate binding; L-histidinol-phosphate:2-oxoglutarate transaminase activity
Source: RefSeq, a predicted model, not a curated record